UCCUUGUCCCAAGCAUCGUUUGGAGACUAUGGCACCCUGACUCUGACCUGUUUGGUGCAAAGCUUAUGAGGAAAUGCUGUUUCUGAAACGCUUUCCUCCCAACCUACACUCCUGGUGAUCCAAUGUAUUCAGCUUAACCAUAGAUCUGACUUCCAUGGUUAAUUGGAAGCAAACAGAUUCUUAAGUGACCCGACAAGGAUCAACAGCCUCCCCCCACCUCCAGUCUAUAUUUUUAGAUAAAUACGGGCAAGUAUUUUUUUUUAAAGUCCAGCAGAUGAAUCCCUGGAGACUCCUGGCGGGUUGGUAAGCCCAGUUCAGAGUCAGUCAUGGUUUAUGUCGAGUCCGCAAGGACUCGAGAUUGACUGAGACUCAAAGCACAACGGGCGGAUGUGGUGCUAGAUUCCUGUUAAACAGCGGAAACGGUAGCUCGGAACCGUUAAUUAGUUUGCCCUUCACAUUAAGCCUGCCACCCCCAGCUCGGAGACACGAUGAAAACCCGUGAAAGGAGUCCCUGAGUUUGCAACCGGAAUGAAUCAAGCGGAGCUGUGGUUGGGUGUUUUCUCUGUUCUUCCACUUGCGAUCCUUGUAAUGCUCUGUUCCAGGUGUAGACUAUUUGGGAAUCGCACUAUAAUCAGAGAGGAGAACAGGAAAGCAGGUCAAAGUGUUCACAUGAAUGAAGACAAGAAACGAUUUGAAGUAGUUAGGUCAUAUACUGUAUCUCGGCCAGAACAAACAGCAAGGCCAGAACUAGAGAUGGGGAAUGUGGCUACCUCAAAUCAUUCACUUUCACAAGUUCAACAAGCAUCAGGCAGCCCACCCAACUACGGCAACCUAGCUAUCACAAACAAAUAUGAAGAUGACCAGAAUUACAUAAAUCCUUUAGCUGCAGAAUAUUAUUGCUUCCAUGCAGAGUAUCUGAAACCUCCUCAUGAUGAUGACUCGACUUCAUAUGAAAAUGUGGAGAUCAGGAAAACCGAGAGUCAUACAUCAGUGGAGUCAGGGGCAAGUUAUGAGAACUGUGAAUACGCUGUGAAAUGGAAGCUUCAGCAAGAACCAGAAGAAAAGACAUAUAUGAAUAACUCUGAGGAAGAUGAAGAACCAGAUUAUAUCAACACCGUUCCUUGCCCAUCUUUGUAAAGCAUACAGAAAUCUGGGGAAAAGAUCUUUACGAUUAAGCUUUCCGCAGUCGGUGAAGUUAACUACUCUUCGCUGAACACAAAUGGACUGUCAAAGAAGGAGACAGUCUACAAACCUCUGGGGAAUUCCUUCCUUUCUCCCAAUGCAAGCUUUUUUUGUGUUUCUUAGUUCUGCUAAGAAUAUUUACAGCAUCCACGGACAUUUAGCAACAGUAUCUAUUAAUUUAUUUCUGCACAAGAAUCACAUUCUAAUGGUGCACUUUCCCGCUGAAACAUGUUAAUUCUAGUGUUUCAACAACAUUUUCAUCUCAAUUGGAAGAUUUUAAUAACUAUGUUCCAUAUUGAACAUAGUCCUGUGCCUGCUUUGGAAUUAUUUAAGUGAUACCAUUGUGUUUCUACUAUGGCAACCAUUCAGGACUAUCUUUUUAAAAUUCACAACUCAAUUCGCAAACUCUGAGAAUGAGAAAUAGCAUUUCAUUACUUGCACAAUCAUUUUUAAAAUUAAAUUAUUGUAUCUGUUUAUUGAAUUUAAAUUGCCUUAGAUUGAAGGUGAAUAGUUUAGUGUCCCAGACUCUACAAAUUAAACGAAAGUUAUUGAAGAGCAUCAGAGCUCUGCCGGUAUUUUUUAAAACUGUGCCUUGUAUUUAGCCCUUCUGUAUCAGUGAUGCUGACUGAAUAGCACAGAAUUUCAUCCAGUAUUCAGGGUCAUGCAGUUCUAAAGAGUUUGGAAGCUAUUCUAUGGAUCAGAGGAAAUUUCUGCACCAAUUUAUAUUAAGCUGUUUUGUUCAUACGUGUACUGAAUGUUGUUCAACAUUUUCCAUCUUGUAUAUUAAAUGAUUAAAAACAUUUCCUGUCAGGAUGGUCUGAUGCUGUGC
Molecule: messenger RNA, 2011 nt
Organism: Chiloscyllium plagiosum (whitespotted bambooshark)
Lineage: Eukaryota; Metazoa; Chordata; Chondrichthyes; Orectolobiformes; Hemiscylliidae
Product: linker for activation of T-cells family member 2-like
Biological process (GO): B cell activation; B cell receptor signaling pathway; calcium-mediated signaling
Cellular component (GO): plasma membrane
Source: RefSeq, a predicted model, not a curated record